AUCCACUGCAUUGUUGUAACUACAAAAGUUACUGCUAUUGAUCAGUAAGUCAUUUAGUGAAACUCAUAUCUAGAAACAUGAACAGAUAUACAGAAUUUAAUAACGACUCUUUAAUUUUAAAAGAAUUUCAGAACUAUAGUUACUUGACAGGGAUGACUAAAAAUAACAGUAAUAUUUCGACCGAAAAUGUUUACACCAAUGCUACGCCAGUGUCAUCAGCUUCAAUGUUUUCCAUUGGUGUAGUAGGGAAUAUAUUUGCUAUAAUUGUGAUAUGGAGGUCUUCACCAAAUCACAAAUGGAAGGCCUUUUAUAGAUACGUGUUCUUGUUGGCUAUCACAGAUUUGUUAGGAAUUUUACUGACUUCCCCGAUCACACUGUAUACUUAUGUUAACAACAGACAGUGGAUAGGAGGACAACCACUCUGUGACUUCUAUGGUUUCCAGAUGGCAUUUUCAGGAGUGGCAACCGUCCUUAUUGCGGGUGCCAUGUCGGUUGACCGCCUGAUGGCCGUUUACUUUCCAUAUUUUUACACAAAGGAAAUUAAAAACAUUCCAAGACGAAUUAAUUACAUUUUGGUAUUCAUUUGUCUAUUUUCAGUUCUUGUUGGAGUUUCUCCUAUUAUAGGAUUCGGACACAAUCACGUGCAGUUUCCAGGAACAUGGUGUUUUUUCGAAAUCCAUUCUGAAGAAAUAGGUGACAAAGCUUUCUGUAUUCUGUAUGCCUCCACUAUAUUAUUAGUCAUACUGAUUAUGGCCGUUUGUAAUACACUGGUCAUAGCUUUUCUUAAAAACGAAUCUUUAGAAUGUUCAUAUGCUAACGGACGUAAAACUAGUGUAUCUAGUGUAAAAAGUAGCAGAAAGAAAAACGAUUUAUACAUCAUAAUAUUUCUAGUGGCUAUAUUCGUUGUCUUCAGUGCUUGUUGGACCCCUUUCAUGGUGUAUAUCUACGUAACACAGAGUGGAGUGAAGUGGAAUGGAAAGAUAGAACUAAUAAUAAUCAGGAUCGUUUCUCUGAACCAAAUAAUAGAUCCAUGGGUAUAUAUUCUGUUACGAAAGGAAAACUUAAUGAAAUUUCAAAAGUUUUGUAUCAGCACUAAAGACAGACACUGCAAAUGUAACACUUUACACUUUAUCAAAGCUCCUUGUCUACAUACAAGUUUAGAGUCUCAUUCCAUGUCCCAAUCUGGAUUGUAGCAUUUUCACAUGUUACUUACCUGUAUACUUGGGAACCAGAAAAUCUCUCAUUCCAAGCUGGACAUACACAUGUUUUGACACCAUCAUAGUGUCUGGAUUGCACCCGAUUAGGCGUUGAUAUGUGAUACUGGUAUCCAUGUACCGAAUUGCCAAUGAAUAUAUUGGAAUGGUAUUACAGUUAUCUAAAUUAUUAACACACGAAUUCAAAUUGUUAGUGCAAUGUGGACAAUUACCUUAUAAAUCUUGUGUCAUGAUUGAACAUAACCAGAUAUGAAUGACUAUUUAGUAUAUAAGAAAGGAACAAUGAAGGAAAACAACAAGUUAGGAGGAAUAAAGUUGUUUCUGCAGUGCUAUAAAUCAAAUAGAUAAAAAAUACUCAAAUAACCACACUUAACAUAAAGAUAUAUUUCUGACUGAAUGAACUUUCCAUUUCAAUUUGACAUUUGACUAAUUCAAUUAAUUAUUGAGAAUGCAGCAAUCCAUAUUUUAGAUAAUUUAGGAUGCUGUGAUGAGGUUUUAUUACAUUAUCGUCAGUAAAGUGGUUAACAUAUGCUUUCUAAAUAGUUAAAUAAUUAAAACAGUGUGUAUAAUACUCCUCAUUGCGUAAUCUCUUGCAGAUUCACAAUGCUAAAUUGAGAAAGGUAAUUCUUCUUUCUGACU
Mytilus californianus (California mussel) is the source of this 1853-nucleotide messenger RNA. RefSeq names its product prostaglandin E2 receptor EP4 subtype-like. The record is from RefSeq and is a predicted model, not a curated record. NCBI's taxonomy places the organism in Eukaryota, Metazoa, Mollusca, Bivalvia, Mytilida, Mytilidae. Gene Ontology annotation, cellular component: plasma membrane. Gene Ontology annotation, biological process: adenylate cyclase-activating G protein-coupled receptor signaling pathway; positive regulation of cytosolic calcium ion concentration; inflammatory response. Bases 78 to 1193 code for a protein of 371 amino acids. The transcript has 2 exons. Gene Ontology annotation, molecular function: G protein-coupled receptor activity.